Scheffersomyces coipomensis is the source of this 538-nucleotide messenger RNA. RefSeq lists its product as uncharacterized. Gene Ontology annotation, cellular component: mitochondrion; respiratory chain complex IV; mitochondrial intermembrane space. The record is from RefSeq and is a predicted model, not a curated record. Bases 125 to 463 code for a protein of 112 amino acids. The transcript has a single exon. NCBI's taxonomy places the organism in Eukaryota, Fungi, Ascomycota, Pichiomycetes, Serinales, Debaryomycetaceae. Gene Ontology annotation, biological process: mitochondrial respiratory chain complex IV assembly.
AAAUUAUUUCGAAAAUUCUCAAUAAAAGUCAUUUUUAUAAAAAUUAACGAAAUCAAUUAUGAGUUAACCAAAGCCCUAGACUACAUUUAUAAUUGUAUUCAAUUCAUACCAAAAGACUAUUGAGAUGGGAUUUUUUACUAAAUCAGAAGAGGAAACCACUAGUGUCCCUCCUAAUAAAGCCAAACGUCAAGUAUGUUGGGAUUCACGAGAUAAAUUCUUUGCAUGUUUAACUGAAAAUAAGAUUGAUAAUUCAUUAGAUGCUAAAAUAUUAUCAAAAGUUGAUAAACAAUGUGGAGAUUUAAAAGUUGAAUUUGAGAACAAUUGUGUUAAGAGUUGGGUUAAAUAUUUCCAAGAGAAGAGAUUUAAUGAUUUGGUUAGACAACGAUAUAUUGAAAAAUUAGAAGCUGAAGGUGCUAAACCUUUACCAAUCAAAUUAGAAAGUAGUACAAGAAGAGAACCUUGAAAGCUAUGAUUAUGACAAAUGACUACACUUUUACUUGUAUAUAGAUGGGACUCAUUGAAGAAGAGUCAUUUUUUA